AAUGUUCGAACUGGAAUCUUUUAAAUUUUUUGAAAUUUCGUCAAGAGGAAGAUAAUUGGUCAGCUGAUAAACAGAAAGAGCAUAGCACAUACACCAAGACUUUGGGCAAGAUUACGGGCAGUAAUUCAGAUGAACUCCGAUCUAAAGCACUUUCCGCUUUGAGAAACUUUCCAGAAAUGCAAAAUAGUAGAGAAAUUAAGAACUUCUGGGAAGGUGUGGAAAUGUUAAAUAGGCAGGGUGAGAUUAACGAUGCAAGGAGAAAAUACCUUGAUAAUCUUGAAAUGUCUACCUAUGAUAUACUAGAUGUUACGAGAAUACAUGUUAUUGAAGAUUCCACAACUGAAAUCAGAAAGCGCAAGCCAACAGAAAAUAUCAAAGACAAGACUCCAACCAAGAACGUUCGUUAUUGUAAAGGAAAUAGUUUAAACGAAAUAACCAGUGAUGAAACACCUAUUGAAGUAACUGAUACAGAAAAAAUAGAAUCAAAGUCAAUACUUUCAUGGAAACAUGUUAUCGACAAAGUAACAAUUUCUGAUAAAUCAGACCGUGAUUGGUUAGUCAGUGAAUAUAAUAUUUCUAAAGAUUUUCGAGCCUUCCAAAUAAACACAGUUGAAAGAUUGAAGAAUAACCCAACAUUCUCCUAUGCAACUGAUGUUGACGAAAUCUUGGAGAAGCCGGAAUAUAUAAAAUGUGCUGAUCAAGUUUGGAAAGACGCAUCGCAUAGACCUCUGACCCCUGUAACAUUGCCUGUUAAUGUCCAGCUAAUCAUAAUUGAAUAUAAUACACUUUUAAAUGAUAGGGAGACGUUAAGAGAGAGAUGGCGCCAAAAUUGGACUAAAUGCGAUGCUUCGAUGACUAAGGAAGAAGCUAAAAUGUUUGAAUGUGUGCAACUCGUAACUAGAAAUUUCAACACCGAUAAUAAUACCAUGGAUGAAGACACUUUUGUUCAUAGAUACUGUCACUUAGUGUUAGAGGAAAUUUUUAAUACAACGGAUUAUAAACUUCUAUGGGCAAAUGGAGAAUCUAGUAGUUCAAGAGAACGACGAAAAACUGAUGAUAAGAAACAUGGACGGAAACCAGAUUUUCGUGUACUCUUUGAAGGGAAAAAUGAAAUUAUCUUUGGAGAAGUCAAACCGCCUCGUACUACAAAUAGUGUAAUAAAUCAUGCUUUGAUCAAACUUGGUGAAUUUAUGAAAGGAUCAUUAGAUUCCCUACACAAUCGUUUUGGGUAUUCUUCAUGCUCGGAGACAUUUGGAAUCAUCAUUAAAGGAUACCAAAUCGAGCUGUUUAGCAUGGACCUUGCAUUUGACGGAUUAUAUCGUUUCAAGCAAAUUGGAAAGAUGCUAUUACCUACAGAAGAUGCUAAUUUUUUAAAUCUAGUUUCUGUUGUCUCAACCUUUUAUGGUUUGUUGGAAAAAGUCAAUCGUUCUAUUGAUGCAUUUAAUGAACCAUCUACACCUACCAACCGGCCGUAUCAUAGAUUAUCAAAUUCAUCUCCUAACAAAAUUCCAGUUUUAGAAAUUCCGUGUUCU
This is a messenger RNA of Entrophospora candida, 1532 nucleotides long. NCBI's taxonomy places the organism in Eukaryota, Fungi, Glomeromycota, Glomeromycetes, Entrophosporales, Entrophosporaceae. The record is from the annotation of a GenBank genome assembly.